AUGGCAAGCCGAAUAGGAUAUUCGGCAAGAAUAUCAAACCUGGAGAAAAAGGCUCGGGGGGCUAUGGAGGGCUGGUUGAACGUUAAGAAAGAGAAAAGUGGAAAAAGGCAUGCAACAGGGGAUCAAGAUUGUGUAUCCACGAUUCAGAGAUUGGCAGGGCGUCUCAUACAUGGUCUAGAUCAGAGCUGGGCCAAUCGCUAUUUUCAGAACGUCCCAGCAGAGCGGUCAUUGAGAUUGGUGAAUAAAUACGAAUAUCUGGAGCCAGCGGCAAUUCCCGACUUUGGGGUUAGGGGUUACAUUUUUAAAUGA
Molecule: messenger RNA, 309 nt
Organism: Microsporum canis CBS 113480
Lineage: Eukaryota; Fungi; Ascomycota; Eurotiomycetes; Onygenales; Arthrodermataceae
Exons: 3
Coding region: 1-309 (102 amino acids)
Source: RefSeq, a predicted model, not a curated record